Messenger RNA from Talaromyces marneffei, 4494 nucleotides. RefSeq lists its product as uncharacterized. Gene Ontology annotation, biological process: siRNA processing. The transcript is spliced from 16 exons. Bases 1 to 4494 code for a protein of 1497 amino acids. Lineage: Eukaryota; Fungi; Ascomycota; Eurotiomycetes; Eurotiales; Trichocomaceae. Gene Ontology annotation, cellular component: cytoplasm; RISC complex; nucleus. The record is from RefSeq and is a predicted model, not a curated record. Gene Ontology annotation, molecular function: DNA binding; ATP binding; ribonuclease III activity.
AUGUUGGAGACUCUUACCCUGGAAGGUGAGCCUAUCUCUGGCAGCGAAAGCGAGGCUGAGGAACAAAUCGUGUCCCCAACUGCGAAAUCGGCUCGUCAAGAGCAAAAUAUCUUCUUCAAGAAUCUACUUACAAAGGCCGCAAAAGACUUAACCAAGCAAGAACUAAGUCGUGCUGGUACGGCAGAAAAUUCAGGGUCUACUCGUUAUCUUCUCACUACGCAAGAAUUCGCUGCUACAAUCGAUGAUCCACGUGAUUACCAGAUUGAGUUGUACGAAAGAGCCAAGGAGGAGAACACUAUAGCGGUACUUGCUACAGGAUCCGGCAAAACGCUCAUCGCCAUACUCCUAUUGAAACAUAUUAUUCGAAAUGAGCUGAUAGAUCGUGAACGUGGUCAACGACACCGCAUUUCCUUUUUCUUAGUUGAUAGCGUAACACUUGUGUUCCAACAGACAGCUGUCCUUAAAAACAACCUUGAUCAAGCCGUCGCAUCGUUAUUUGGCGACAUGGGUCUGGACCUUUGGAACGAAGAUGUAUGGAUGGAUUACUUUACCAAGAAUAUGGUCAUUGUGUGUACUGCAGAUAUCGUUGUCCAAUGUCUUUUACAGUCGUACAUCACUAUGGAAGACAUCAACCUUUUGAUUUUCGAUGAAGCACAUCACGCCAAAAAAGAACAUGCAUAUGCGCGUAUCAUGAGGGAAGGCUAUCUUAAAGCAAAACCGGAAUGCCGUCCUCGUAUAUUUGGCAUGACUGCAUCCCCCUUGGAUGCCAAACGUGACCCGGUGAAAGCUGCCCAGGAACUGGAGAGCCUCUUGCAUAGCAAGAUUGCAACGGCUUCAAAUCUCACUCUUUUGCGACAAGUUGUUGGUAGGCCUGAGGAAGAGCAGUGGAGGUAUCCAGCGCUCAAAAAGCCUUUCAAGACCGCCCUUUAUCAGAUCCUGGAGAAGCAGUACGGAGAUAUGGAGUGCUUGAAAUCUAUUUUCACCUUCUCCUUCGAAGCCAGCUCUUAUUUGGGACCGUGGUGUGCAGAUCAUGUCUGGUCGGGCGCUAUAUCAGAGAAGAUGUUGCCGAGGUUUCAUGGAAAGAUUACUACCGCAUGGAAGCGACUCGGGGGUGAAACUGCAAUGAAAAAGACUGAGACUGAGAUCUCAAGGCUCAGGCAGAUGUCUGAGUUGAUAACAAACUAUGGAAUGCCGAGUGGCCCAGCCAUUCUAGAGCAACUAAGCGAGAAAGUUCGGGUUCUUUAUCAACAUUUGACCAAACGGUUUGAAGAAGCCCCAAACACAAAAUGCAUAGUGUUCACAAAACAAAGAAAUACUGCAAAGUUGCUUGAAGUUGUUUUCAAACAACUAUCUGUUCCGCAUAUGCGUCCAGGGGUUCUAGUGGGAAUAGGGUCGGGAGACAUAUGCGGAAUGAACUCGACUUAUCCUCAGCAAUUUAAGGCGACGAUUGAGUUUAGGAAGGGAGAACUUAACUGUUUGUUUGCAACUUCAGUUGCGGAAGAAGGCCUUGAUAUUCCGGACUGCAAUCUUGUUGUCAGAUUUGACCUCUACGAGACCCUCAUUCAGUAUGUCCAGAGCCGUGGUCGAGCAAGACGUAGUGAAUCUAUAUAUGCCCACAUGAUAGAGAUUGACAACAUGGAGCACGAAACCAAACUUGAUGAGGUGCAUCAGACAGAGGAACUUAUGCGCCGAUUUUGCGAAGCCCUUCCAGAAGACAGACUACUUGGAAAUAACAAUGACGCAUUGAGUGCCAUCUUGGAAAAGGAUAGUAGAAAAAGGCAAUAUAAGAUUGAAAGUACAGGGGCUACUUUGACCUAUCAUUCAGCCAUAAUGGUUCUCGCACGCUACGCAAGCUCUCUGCAAUACGAGAACAAUGAGACCGGUUCACAUCCUCACUAUGUCACUACUCAGAUUAAAGGUAUGUAUGAGUGUGAAGUGAUAUUGCCAAAGGGGUCCCCAAUCAGGGGUCUCAUGGGCAAACCAGAGCCUCGAAAGUCGCUUGCCAAACAGUCUGCAGCGUUUGAAACAUGUAUUCUUCUGCGAAAUAAUGGUUUGCUGGAUAACAAUUUUGUGUCCACUUACCAGCGCAGGCUCCCAGCGAUGCGAAAUGCAAAGUUAUCUAUCACAUCCAAAAAGACAACCCAAUACUCGAUGAUCGUCAAACCUUCAUUCUGGACACAGGCCUGCGAUGGUGUUCCAUGUCAAUUAUAUCUCACAUUGAUUAUGUUUUCUCCAGCUGAACCGUUACAAAAUGAGCGUCGCAGCAUGGUUUUGUUGACUCGCAAGCGAUUACCACAAUGUCCCGAGUUUCCCAUAUACCUAGAAGAGGACGUCGAGACUACCGUAAGGACUAUUUCCGUGUCUAAGGCGUUAUCUAUCUCGCCGGAUGAUCUUGAGCUUAUGAGUAACUUUACUCUUCGGAUUUUCCAGGACUUGUACAACAAGAUCUAUGAGAUGAACCAAGAGGUUAUGCCAUACUGGCUGAUCCCUACGGCAAGUGAUAUUGGCGAAUAUGGUGAAGGAAUUAAUCCCUCAGAUGCUAUUGAUUGGGAUGUGCUGCAAUUCGUCAAAGAUCAUGAACGCCUUGAUCGGAAUUCGGUUUCGCCCCAGGGCUUGAAUGGUCGUUUUGUCUAUGACCCCUGGGAUGGAAAGUAUCGUUACUUUCUAAGAGGCAUCAAUACUUCGCUUCGCCCGUCGGAUCUGCCACCAUCUUUUUUACCACAUCGUCGAUAUAUGGAAAAUAUCAUGGAGUAUGGACUUAGCUUGUACAAGAGAAGUCGCAUUCCAUUUCUGGCCGCGUGUGAUUGGGGUCAGGAUGUUUAUGACGCAGAGUUGAUACCGCUACGCCGGAACUUGCUGGAUAGAUUGUCAAACAGCGAAAAACAAGUUGAAAGGAGAAUGGUGUUGUGCCUGGAGACCCAAGUCAUUUCUGCAAUUCCUGCCACGGUUGCUGCGAGUUGCUUUGCGUUCCCAGCAAUCAUCACCAGAAUUGAUUCCUACCUUGUUGCCCACGAAUGUGCCAGUCUUCUUGGGUUGGAGAUACAGCUGGGAUAUGCCCUAGAAGCCGUGACAAAGGACUCCGACAAUACGGAAGAACAUCGCUUAGAGCAGAUCCAGUUUCAGCGAGGCAUGGGAAAGAACUAUGAGCGACUGGAGUUUCUUGGAGAUUGCUUUCUGAAGAUGGCCACGUCAAUAUCUUUAUUCGUUGGAAGUCCGAAUGAUCAGGAAUUUGACCUUCAUGUCAAUCGUAUGACAUUGAUUUGCAACAGGAAUUUAUUCAACACCGCGAAAGAGCGGAAGAUCUAUGAAUAUAUUCGAAGUAAAGGGUUUUCUAGGCGAAACUGGUAUCCGGAGGGAAUGAAGCUGCUUCGAGGCAAAGCAAACGAGGAUAAAGCAUCUACACACACGCAUGGAUUGGGCGAGAAGACAAUUGCUGACGUUUGCGAAGCCCUUAUCGGAGCCUCUCUCCUUUCUGGUGGCCCCGUCAACCGCUUCGACAUGGCUGUCAAAGCUGUGACCAGGUUGGUCAAUAGUGACCUUCACAAUGUGGAAAGCUGGGCGGGCUAUUCCUCUCAUUAUUCUUUACCAUCUUAUCAAAUCAAAGAGGCUAAUGGAUUCGAGAAGGAUCUUGCCAAUCAGAUUGACAAGAAAUUGGGUUAUCGUUUCAAGUAUCCCAGAUUGCUUCGUUCUGCAUUCACUCAUCCUUCAUAUCCGACUGCCUGGUCAAUAGUGCCAUGCUAUCAACGGCUUGAAUUUCUGGGGGACUCGCUUUUGGAUAUGGUCUGUAUUGAGAAUCUAUAUGAGCGUUUCCCAGACCGAGACCCUCAGUGGCUAACUGAGCACAAAAUGGCUAUGGUGUCCAACAAAUUUCUUGGUAGCCUGGCAGUCCGCCUCGACUUGCAUACCCACCUACAGUAUUUCAGCAACCCCCUUCAGGGACGUAUCGCUCAAGCCGUUGAGGAUGCACAGCUCGCUUAUGAGAGCCAUCAAUCAGUGGAUUUUUGGAUAAUGAUUGAAGAUCCUCCCAAGUGCCUAUCGGAUAUGGUAGAAGCUUACCUAGGGGCUAUUUUUGUCGACUCCGGGUUCGAUUUUGGAGUCAUCGAGAGCUUUUACGCCAAGCAUAUCAAACCCUACUUCGAGGACAUGUCCCUCUAUGACACUUUUGCGAACAAACAUCCCACGACGUUUCUUCACGGAAAACUGACAGAUGAUUUCGGCUGCAUACAAUAUACCUUGAAAGCAGCCGAAAUCCCGUCCGUAGACGGGGCUCCUACGGUGGUACUGGCAGCUGUGCUAGUUCAUGACGUUGAUCUCGCCCAGGCCACGGCAUCAUCUGGAAGAUAUGCGAAAAUUAAGGCCAGUGAGGUUGCGUUGAAGAACUUGGAGGGGUUGAGUGCGGAGGCAUUCAGACAGAAGUAUCAUUGCCAGUGCUCUCGAACUUUAUCUAAUGGAGCGGUGCCUCCUCUUCAAGAGGACAUUGGUUGCGCAAUUUGA